AUGGCCUUUUCAUUCUCGGAUGAGUUUGGAGGAAUAUCGAUACUUUGUGACAACUGCUUUGUUGAAACAACAAGCCUUACAUAUAUAAAGUGCUUUGAAUGUGAAAUAGAUCUAUGUCUUUCGUGCUUUGUAAACCAAGUGGAGAUAUCCUUACACAGUAAAUACCACAAAUAUAGAGUGGUGUCAAAAAUGGACACUCAGAUUCAUGAAGAAAGAUGGACUCUUAUGGAAGAAAUUUUGUUCAUGGAAGGUCUUAGCGUUUCUGGAAUAGGAAAUUGGUCUGGGAUUUCUAAAUAUAUCGGAAAGGAAAAGGAUGUUGAGAAACACUUUUACAAAGUGUUUAAGUUUGAAAAGAGAGAAGACGAGUUGCCUCGGGUGGCAGAGAGGGCAAGCAAUCCUUAUAGAGGAACAAUCGGUUCGUAUAUGCCUUAUAGAAGGGACUUUGAUGUUGAAUACAUGAAUGAAUACGAAGGCACCAUAAAAGACCUUAGCCCAGAUGAAGGAGAAAUAGAAAGGAGAGUUGUGGAUGCUGUCCUCGACUCGUAUAUGAAGGUAAUUAAGUUUAGAAAUAGAAGGAAGCACGCUAUACUAGAGAAAAAUCUAGUAGACAUGGGUGCUCUAGAGAAAAAGGAUAAGGAUUGCAAGGUUGUAGAUGGGAUUGGAUGGAUUGCACCAUAUUUGACCAGGUCAGAUUUCAAUACCUUUUUCCGUGGGAUAUACAUAGAGGAGAAGCUUCGUGAGCUGUUAAGCAAAUGUAAGCAGGAAGGCAGCAGCGUGCCAAAUUUCAAGGAUGUCUUAUCUUCAGAGUACUUUGUCGACGAAGAGGAAAGGAGACUGUGCAAAACUCAUGGGAUACCACUCGACACAUACAUCGGAAUAAGGAAAGAAAUGGUUUCUUGCCUAACCGGGGGAAAGAGAUGCACAAAAGAAGAUUUCAAUAGACUCUUCGGGUUUUUGAAAGAAACCGAUUCUUUAUACAACUUCUUUCUAGAGCAUGGAUUUAUGGAGAAAAAAGAAAAUAAAUAA
Encephalitozoon hellem ATCC 50504 is the source of this 1026-nucleotide messenger RNA. Its product is annotated as histone acetyltransferase complex SAGA/ADA subunit ADA2. Gene Ontology annotation, biological process: regulation of transcription by RNA polymerase II; chromatin remodeling. The transcript has a single exon. Gene Ontology annotation, cellular component: nucleus. NCBI's taxonomy places the organism in Eukaryota, Fungi, Microsporidia, Unikaryonidae. The record is from RefSeq and is a predicted model, not a curated record. Bases 1 to 1026 code for a protein of 341 amino acids. Gene Ontology annotation, molecular function: chromatin binding; transcription coactivator activity.